AUGGAGAACAUCGCUUCCAACGACCUCAUCAUCGAGUACGUCGGCGAGAAAGUGCGCCAAAAGGUGGCCGACCUUCGCGAGAUCAAGUACGACAAGCAAGGCAUUGGAAGCAGUUACCUUUUCCGCAUGGCUGACGACGAGAUCAUCGACGCGACGAAANAGGGUGGCAUUGCCCGUUUCAUCAAUCACAGCUGUACACCCAACUGUACGGCCAAAAUCAUCAAGGUCGACGGCACCAGAAGAAUUGUCAUUUAUGCGCUCAAGGACAUUGCCAAGAGUAAGUUUGAAGACACUUGUUGA
Molecule: messenger RNA, 300 nt
Organism: Aureobasidium vineae
Lineage: Eukaryota; Fungi; Ascomycota; Dothideomycetes; Dothideales; Saccotheciaceae
Source: the annotation of a GenBank genome assembly